Molecule: messenger RNA, 1331 nt
Organism: Brassica rapa (field mustard)
Lineage: Eukaryota; Viridiplantae; Streptophyta; Magnoliopsida; Brassicales; Brassicaceae
Molecular function (GO): protein binding
Source: RefSeq, a predicted model, not a curated record
AUAUUUUGAAAAAUCUUUCCAAAUCAUCACAUGAGAUCAACCGUUUGUUUGUUGGAUGAGAGAUGCUGAGCUUGGAUAAACAAAGGCCUGAAUCGUCAUCAUCGGAGGAGGUGCAAGCUGUGACUCCGUGGGUCGUCUCCGGUAAUGUCGAUCACGAGAAGGUGAUCGAAAAGUUCGGCUGCGAUAGGAUAGACGAGUCGCUGAUUGCAGUUGCAGGGGACAAGAACUGCCAAUGACUUGUACGUCGUCUUUGAGUAGAAUGAGUUCAAGCUCAGAAAUAGUAUCUACAAUUGUGAAGAAGUGGAGAGAGCAUCCACCUUCUUCUUACUCCCUCAAGGUUGACAACUUCAAACAGCUUGAGAAGUCAACAACGUCCUCUGAUGAUAAAUACCAGUCUCGCCUUUUUUCCUCGGGCGGAUAUAACUGGAAACUGAUCGUAUACCCACAAGGGAACAAAAAGGACAAUGGGGAAGGAUUCAUUUCGAUGUAUGUGGAAAUAGACAGCGAAAGCCUGACAUCAACACCACAAUGUGACGUGUUUGCGGAACUCAUUUUCUUUGUCUACAACAAGAAAGAAAACAAGUACUUUACUAUUCAAGAUGUAGAAGUAAAGCGGUUCAAUGCACUUAAGAAAAUAUGGGGGUUGCAGCAAGUUCUUCCAUCUGAUGCUUUCAAUAAACUUGAAAACGGAUACAUCUUCGAGGGAGAUCAAUGUGAGUUUGGUGUUGAAGUCAUUGUUCCUUCACCUCUUACCAAAUGGGAAAUCCUCUCUUUUAAUGAGAAACUCGAGGAUCCCAAGUUCUCUUGGACUGUUGAGAAAUAUUCUCAGUUGAAAGAAGAUAAAUACAUAUCAAACACUUUCUCAAUGGGAGCAUGGAAAUGGGUUCUGUGGCUGUAUCUGAAGGGUGACUCUAGAGCAGAUGGCAAAUGGCUAUCCCUUUAUCUGCUUUUAGCUGAUAGUGAUAAACCAAAAGCAGGUGAGAAGAUUUUCGUGCAAGCAAAUUUUCGAGUUCUAGACCCACUUGGAUCCAAUCACUUCGAAAUAAAAAUGAGCCAUUGGUACAAUUAUAUGAAUUUGGGUUGGGGCUGGAAUAAGUUAUUGUCUUUAGCUGAACUUCGGAAGUCUUACUUGGACAAGGAAGACGCGUUGAACGUUGAGAUUGAAUUUGAAGUUGUUUCUGCUACCAAAUAUUCUCCCAUUAUCUAAGUACUACUACAUUGCUAUUAGACAGUGCUACUAUGUCUUCGACCCUUUUUUUUAUUUUUACUCGAAUUCUGUAUUUUAGACAAAAUUGGUUUUAUUAGAGAACUUCCCUUUGCAGUUUUUAUUA